Messenger RNA from Trichoderma reesei QM6a, 390 nucleotides. RefSeq lists its product as uncharacterized. Bases 1 to 390 code for a protein of 129 amino acids. The record is from RefSeq and is a predicted model, not a curated record. NCBI's taxonomy places the organism in Eukaryota, Fungi, Ascomycota, Sordariomycetes, Hypocreales, Hypocreaceae. The transcript is spliced from 4 exons.
AUGCAUCCAAUACCAAAGCCGCCACGAAGACGCAGAUAUCGCAACUCUCAUCGACGACCAAUAAACGGCAGAGCAAGUGCCAGCAUCUUCCGUGACCUCGCCAAUUGGUUCUUCCUCAUGUCCGCCUCCUACGCAAUCCGCACCCUACACUACAGCCCCCCCAUCGACACCACCGCCGAUGCAACCCUCCUUGUGUCAGGUUGUCUCGCCCUACGCUCAACCUGCCAGCUCUUCCACAUUGGCAUCCGCAGCCUCGUCAUCAACCGCUGCCAGAACAUCGUCAUCUCUCUGAUGUUCCGCGUCCUCUCCGGCGAUGUCGAUCGUCAGGACGUCGAGUCGCUUCACGGUUACUGGUUCCGUGGAUUGAAUCCACCACAAACAAACCUGUAA